AUGAAGCCGAUUUUGUAUUUCAUCGACAAGUCAUGGGCGCCUUCGCAGAACCGCGGGCGCAUCUGGAAGGAACGGCUGGUUCAAUUGGGCGCCACGGUCACCGAGUCUCCCGAGACGGCAACGCACGCUAUUGUCGGACGCACUCGCCAUGUGCCGGCCCCGAUUGCUGCUUUGACUCCGCACUUGCGCUUAGUGGGAGCCCCGGCCAUUAAUGAUGUCUUGCGCGAACGCUGUCUUGAUGCGCUUGAGCGAGAAGCCCACCACAUAGUAGUUGACGUGACCGGUGGGGUCCCGGCCAACUUUGCGCUCGAUGCUCCUGAGAGCAAGCCCCGUGCGGAUCCAGAUGCCAGCGGCUCUGACCGUGCCACGCCGGUGCCGGGCACUGAUGAACAACAGGAGGCCACACGCGUCAAACGCUCUCCUGCCUCCCACUCAAGCUCCCUCUCAGGUGCAGCGCCUCCUCUCAAACGCCGAAACGCGCUUGCCGCCGAAAUGCACGGAGGCCUUCAGGUGCCGCACGCUGCCACAGCCUCCAGCUCCUCGCUAGCCUACCGACGUGCUGCCAUGGCGCUGCGCGCGAUUCCGUUUGAGGUGCAAAGCCUGGACCAGCUGACCAAUCUCCCGCUUCUCAAUCGCGCAGCACAUGAGGCCGUACAGUGGGUGCUGGACCAUGGGACGUUGGCCGGCUUCCCGCGGCUCUAUCAUGAAAGCGAUCUCGAUGCGCUUCGGGACCUGCGUCGACUCUGGGGCGUUGGGGUGCGAUUGGCCUGGCAAUUUUUGCAGCACGGUUGGCGGUCUGCCGAGGCCGUGGUCAAGGCUGUUCACGAGGGUAAAUUGAAACCUGCCAACGCACAACUCGAAGCCUGCUGUCGUGACUGGACAGACUUGUGCUUGCCCAUUCCCCGAGAGCGCAUUGAUGCGCUGCGAGUCUGGAUACUAGGCCUCGUGCAAGCGGCAGACCCGGGUGCGCGGGUGACUGUCACGGGUGGUUACCGACGAGGGAAUUCAGAGUGUCACGAUGUAGACUUGAUCAUUGCCGCCAGUGCCAUGGCGCCCGGGGCUUUGCUGCAGCGCGUGCUAGCAGAUGUUCGCCAGGCAGGCUGCCUGGUGUACGCACAGGAUGGUGCCGGCCCAGCAGCCGCGGAGGCGCAUCAGAGCCUUCAGCGCAAGCUCUCUUCGCGUGCGCUGCCGCUGCAGCGCUCGCACUCUACUUUUGAUGACUUGCCCCGCGCGCUCUGCAUCAUCUGCGAACCCGAGACCAAGACCAAGCGCAGGGUCGACUUGGUGCUCUGUGCAGCCGCCCAGGAACCCUUUGCGGUCUUGGGUUGGACGGGGAACCGCAUGUAUAACAGGGAGAUACGCCGCUGGGCCGAUGCACACGGCUUUCAUCUCACGGCCGCCGGCUUGUGGGAUCUUGAGCAAGGCGGCGUCUUUGUACCUGCCGAAUCACCAACUGCCAUACAACGCCUGCUGGGCCUGCCCACUUUGUCCCCCGAACAACGACAUCAUUGA
This is a messenger RNA of Monosiga brevicollis MX1, 1512 nucleotides long. RefSeq lists its product as uncharacterized. The record is from RefSeq and is a predicted model, not a curated record. Gene Ontology annotation, biological process: double-strand break repair via nonhomologous end joining. Gene Ontology annotation, molecular function: DNA binding; DNA-directed DNA polymerase activity. Lineage: Eukaryota; Choanoflagellata; Craspedida; Salpingoecidae. Bases 1 to 1512 code for a protein of 503 amino acids. Gene Ontology annotation, cellular component: nucleus. The transcript has 2 exons.